AGUGUUCUGAGUGGGAGGAGUUGGAGGAGUGACGUGAGCGGAAGCUGGGAAACUAGGUGAGUGAAGCCAGUGAUCACCCAGACCUGUUCACCUGUGGAGUAGAGCAAAGAGCCCUGGAAGAUCUAGAUGGAGGAGACAGUCGCUAAGGAUCCAGCAUCACAAGCUGGACAUUCAUUGUACCUGAAAGAGAAAUUCAAAGAAGAUAAACAGAAAGAAAUGGCUUAUUCACCAAUAAACAUGCCCCAGUGUCUGUUGACAUUCAGGGAUGUGGCUGUGGACUUCCCUCAGGAGGAGUGGGAAUGCCUGGACUCUGCUCAGAGGGCUCUGUACAUUGAUGUGAUGUUGGAGAAUUACAGAAACCUGGUCUCUGUCGAGAACUACUGCAUAUGUGAUACUGUCCAUCAACAUGUAAAGACUGAAAAGGAGUCUUGUCAGGGUAAUAAACUUGGUGAAAUGCUUCAUGAACCCUCCAACUGUGCACUUUAUAAUAGAAGUGACACUACAGAAGCCUCUAACAAAUACCGAUGCUGUAACAACGAGGAUGCCUCUGUUGACUCGUCAAAUCAAAAUAGAUAUAAAAGCACGCAUACUGGAGAAGAACCUUGUGAGUCUAAAGACUGUGAGAAAUCUUUAACUUUGUGUUCUGACAUUAGUCAGGAUCAAAGACUCUACAACGCAAAAAAAGAGCACAGACAGGAAGUAUAUGAUGACUAUUUCAGCUCUGCAUACAGUCUCAUGCAAACAACAGUCUACAUUAAAGAGAAACCACACCAGUGUGGCAAAUGUGGGAAAUGCUUCAGUACCUCCUCAAGCCUCACUGUCCAUCACAGAAUUCAUACUAAAGAGAAACCCUACAAGUGCAAUGUUUGUGACAAAUCCUUUACACAGUGCACACAUCUUAAAAUACAUCAAAGACGUCAUACUGGGGAAAAACCUUACAAAUGCAAAGAAUGUGGAAAAUCAUUUGUUCAGUUGUCAGCACUUAAAAGUCAUCAGAAAUUGCAUACUGGGGAGAAGCCUUACAAAUGCAAGGAAUGUGACAAAUCCUUUGCCCAUUAUCCCAAUUUCAGGACACAUCAGAAAAUCCAUACUUCAGAGGAACAUUGUAGUUGUCCAGAAUGUGGCAGGGAAUUUCAUCAGCUUUCACACCUUAGAAAACAUUACAGACUCCAUACUGGAGAGAAGCCUUACAAAUGCAAUGUGUGUGACAGAUCCUUUACCCACUAUGCAUCAUUAAGAUGGCAUCAGAAAACCCAUACUCCAGAGAUACAUUAUGAAUGCAAAGAAUGUGGUAAGUCCUUUAUUGAAUUAUCACAUCUUAAAAGGCAUUGCAGAAUCCACACUGGUGAAAAGCCUUAUAAAUGUGAGAUAUGUGACAAGUCCUUUACUACGACCACAACUCUUAAAACACAUCAGAAAAUCCACACUGGAGAGAAACCUUACAAAUGUAGGGAAUGUGACAAAUCUUUUAUUCAUAGUUCACAUCUUAGAAGACAUCAGAGUGUUCAUACUGGAGAGAGACCUUACAGAUGUAAGGAAUGUGACAAAUCUUUUCAUGAGAGCACCACUCUUAGAGAACAUGAGAAAAGUCAUACUGGAGAGAAAACUUACAAAUGUAGAGAAUGUGACAAAUCCUUUACCCAGCGUGCAUAUCUUAGAAAUCAUAAUAACAGAGUUCAUACUGGAGAGAGACCUUAUGAAUGUAAGGAAUGUGGCAAAUCUUUUAGUACCUGCUCAACUCUUAGAAUACAUCAGACAAUUCAUACUGGAAAGAAACCCUACAAGUGUAUAGAAUGUGAUAAAUCCUUUACCAAUAAUUCAUAUCUUAGAACACAUCAGAAAGUUCAUUCUGGAGAGAAACCUUACAGAUGUAAGGAAUGUAACAAAUCUUUUACUAGCUGUUCAACUCUAAAAGCACAUCAGAAUAUUCAUACUGGAGAGAAACCUUACAAAUGUAUAGAAUGUGACAAAUCCUUUACCCAGGCCUCCCAUCUUAGAACACAUCAGAGAGUUCAUACUGGAGAGAGACCUUUCAGAUGUACAGAAUGUGACAAAUCUUUUACUAGGUGUUCUCACCUUAGAGAACAUCAGAAAAUUCAUAGUGGAGAGAAACCUUACAAAUGCAGAGACUGUGACAUAUCAUUUAAUCAGAUUUCAAAUCUCAGAAGACAUCAGAAACUUCAUACUGGAGAGAAACCUUAUAAAUGUAUGGAAUGUGACAAGUCCUUUACUCAUAACUCAAAUUUUAGAACACAUCAGAGAGUUCAUACUGGAGAGAAGCCUUAUAGAUGUACAGAAUGUGACAAAUCUUUUACUAGGUGCUCCUACCUUAGAGCACAUCAGAAAAUUCAUACUGGAGAGAAACCUUACAAAUGUAUGGAAUAUGACAAAUCCUAUACCCAGGACUCAAAUCUUAAAAGACAUCAAAGAGUUCAUACUGAAGUGAAACAUACCUUUGUAAAUAAUGUAACAUAGUAUUUAUCCAGUAUUCUAUCUGCUUAUAAAUCAUCAGAAUAAGAAACAUGGGAAAUCCUUUAAUGAACUUUUAAAUCUCAUAAAAUAAUGCUAAAAUAAAAAUUUGCCUAUUAUGUCAAAA
This is a messenger RNA of Mus caroli (Ryukyu mouse), 2596 nucleotides long. RefSeq lists its product as uncharacterized. Lineage: Eukaryota; Metazoa; Chordata; Mammalia; Rodentia; Muridae. Gene Ontology annotation, biological process: regulation of transcription by RNA polymerase II. Gene Ontology annotation, cellular component: nucleus. Gene Ontology annotation, molecular function: DNA-binding transcription factor activity, RNA polymerase II-specific; RNA polymerase II transcription regulatory region sequence-specific DNA binding. The record is from RefSeq and is a predicted model, not a curated record.